AUGGAAGUGCCCUCAAUAUCUAAAAAGCUCAAGUCAACACUCCCUCAGGACUCUAAAUCCUAUCGGAAUUUUUCAUCUAUCCUUUCUCAAACUUUCUCACCUGAAGAAAAUAAAAAUAUCGGCUUUUUAUAUCGAAUCCGCUCGGCGCCUGACUUUGGUGUUAUCUUACCUUUUCAGCCUUUCCCAAUUCCAGAUCAGCUUUUGGAUCCAUUAGGAAUAUUACGCUUCAGCUUUCAAUCACUGAAUGACUUGCGAGAUUUCCAACAUGAAUUUUGAACAGAUAUUAUUCGAACCUCAAAAGCUAAGGAAGGUGAGAUUUCAAGUGCUAACUACUUAAUAGUUCCUUUAGUUGAUAACGCCAUUAAUUGGGUCACAAUAUUUCUCCUCUUACUCCCCCUAAGUUUUUUCGCAAAAUUAACGACUAGAUUUUUUUCUAAACGCGUAAUAAAUUAUUAUAAAAAAAAUUAUAGUAAUGGGAAAAUUAGAAAAAGAAAAGUCAAUCAAAGUGAAUGACCUCACCCCAGCUCAAAGAGAAAACAUGAUUGUAAAAUCUUUAAAAGGCAAAAAUACAACUUGGCAAUGCAUUUCAUGCUUUGACGAUAGCAUGGAUUCAAAAGAGUUUCUACAGAUCUUACUUGGAAGUGACAACCCAGAUUUGCAAGAUUUAAUCGAUUUAUACGAUUCAUAUAUAGUCCGAACCUCCUUUUGGCUUAGGCUAUCUUACAUCUCCCGAAGUCGGAGGGAGUUGAUUUUAUUUAUAAAUGUUGGAAAAACCAACUCCCCUUCUACUUCCGAUGUCGGUAUAACCUAAACCAAAAGGAGGCUCAGGCUAUAGCGCAAUCGAUGUACUUUUAGACGACAGACUUAAUAUUGAUUCUUUGUCUGAUUUCAAAAAAUUGUUCUUCUCUGGUGCAAUCAAAUCAAUAUCAACUGAUAAUAUUUUUAUUUUCGCGAACCAAACAAAGUCAGCAAGGCAUAUUGAUAAUCCAGUUAAUGCUGGAGAAAUGGAAAAGCAAAAAAUAAGUGAAAAAGGCACCCCAGUUCUACAUGCCAGCCUUGUCGACGUAUACCCUCUUAAAGCUUCUACUUGGCUUCAAUGUGGAAAUUUAUUAUACUGCGCUUAAUUAACUUCGAUUUAAAUAUCAUCAAUAAUUUAAAAGGAACUAAAAUUAUAUUUGAUAUAAAUUUACAUUAGCGUAGUAUAAGUGCAUUAGUAGAAUUAGAAUCAGCUUCAUAUAUAUGAGAAUUUGCCCAAACCUUCGGCUAUAAGGGCUGCUUUAAAUAUUUAAAGGACGCCUGCACAAACCCCUACUUAGACAGUAAAAACAAUUAUGAUUAUUUACAAAUUCUGGGAAACUCAAUACUUAAAGUAGUUUCAACGAUUCAUGUGUAUUUUAGAUAUCCAAAGAAAAAUGAGUAUCAGCUUUCUAUCAGUAGAUUUAAAAACAUUAGUAGCCCAAAUUUAAGCUCUGCAGGAUGGAAAUUUGAACUCCAAAGAUUUCUCAAGACAAAUUCGUUGAAAAUUUCUAUGGGAUUUUGCAUUGAAUUCGCCAUAAUUUUAUUGAUAAGUAAAUUCCAUUUCCAUAAAACUAGGAAAAUAAAUCUUAAAAGGAUCAUAAACAUAAUAUAGAAAAGUGUAAAUUCAGACCCCCAUUUUAUGCAUCGAAAAUGAUUUCUGGGGAAACAUGGGAUGUUGAGCAUAAAAUCACUGACAAAAUGAUGGCUGAUUUCGUUGAAGCUUUAAUUGGCGCUCUUUAUUUAGGCAAUGGGAUUUAUGAUGCUGCACAAUUCAUAUAUGAUCUUGAAAUUUUAAUAAAGGAUUCGGCUUAUGAAGAUACGAUGAAGCUACUAACUCCCUCCGUGCGAACCAAAUAUUUUUUAUGGAAAAAAAUUUGAUAUAUAAGUGAUAAUUAGUAUAAUGAAAUCUAAUUCUGUUUAAUUCUGAACUCAUUGCAUUUUAAAACAUAAAUGUUAAAAUUAAAUAAAUAUUUGCUUUCCAAUUUUUGCAAAUUGGGAAUUUUAAAAAUAAUAUUUCCUAUAAAAUUUAUAUAUAAAUUUAAAAAAAAAAGAAAUUAACACCUCCGUGAGUGAAGAGGAUUUUUUUUGUUCACUCUCAGAGGGAGGAGUAAGCAAUGAUAAUUUUACGAUUUUAGAUUUAAGAAGAAUAUUUUCUCUCCCAGGUAAUCAGCUAAAGCUUGGUGAAUUGCUACCAAUUCUAUAUGAUCCUACAAUAAAAAAAAUUGAAAUUAUAGAAUCAUCUCUUGACUACUAUUUCUCAAAUAAAAACCUUCUCUCCCAAGCCCUUACCCACUAUUCUUCUGAUCCUAUACGCAAUUACAAUAGAUUUGAAUUUCUAGGUAACUCAAUCAUUGAUUUCACAGUGCUUUCUGAAUUAUUUGUAUUUGGACAGUUCACACCCGAAGAGCUCACCACAUUCAGACAUAUUCUAGUAAGCAACAAUUUCUUGAGAAAAUUAGCCAUAUCUACUGGGCUUGAUAAACAUAUCCAUGUUAAAGAUGAACUAAAGACGGAAAUCAUAAGAUUUGUAGCUAACUCUCGUUGGGAAGACGAUUUGUUGAACUUUGAUCCUCACUGUGACAAUCCUCCUAAAAUUUUAAGUGACUGCUUAGAAGCUUUAAUAGGGGCUAUAUUUAUUGACUGUGAGUCAUUGACCACUACUUGUGAAAUAAUUGAGAAUUUAUUUUCUGAUCCCAUCAUGUAUUUAGUCAAAAAUAAAGAUAAAUGCCAAAAGAAUAUCUGUGAGAAGCUUGUAGAAUAUGGCAGUCGGCGCGGGAAAAGCAUAGAAUAUCAAGAAAUAAUAGAAAAAAAAGCUGUGAAAAUACUUAUAUUUUCAAACGGAGAACUUUAUAUUGAAAAACAAGGAAGAAUCCCUUGGUUUGUGAAGAAGCAGGCAGCAGUUGAAGCUUACGAUAAAUUGAGAAGAGAAGAAGGUGAGAUCAGUGAAUCAAUUUAG
Molecule: messenger RNA, 2974 nt
Organism: Blepharisma stoltei
Lineage: Eukaryota; Ciliophora; Heterotrichea; Heterotrichida; Blepharismidae
Source: the annotation of a GenBank genome assembly